Messenger RNA from Venturia canescens, 2902 nucleotides. RefSeq lists its product as uncharacterized. The coding region runs from base 249 to 704 and encodes 151 amino acids. The record is from RefSeq and is a predicted model, not a curated record. NCBI's taxonomy places the organism in Eukaryota, Metazoa, Arthropoda, Insecta, Hymenoptera, Ichneumonidae. The transcript has 3 exons.
UUAACGAGACCCAGGAGGACGGGAAUUAAACAAUACGAGAUAAAACAAAAAAGACGCUAAUACGUACGCAAACUAAGGAAAAGAAAGAAACAAAAAAUAGCAAGAGUCCAGUGAAUCUGUACAAUCUGAAUGACCAUGUGAUAACAAAUGUCCGGGAGAAUGAAAAUGGAACGAAAGAGAUAACGAGAUGUUAAAAUAUCGCAGAGAGAUCGUUGGUGGAUGUAGGCGACGGCUGUUUCUACAUCGGGAUGGGUGGUAAAAGCGCGAAACCCACGGUUCCCUCCUAUGAGCCCUACCAGUGCUGUCCCGCGAAGCCGAACCAAGCAACGAGGGUUGCCAAAGUCAGCCGUGUAACGGCAUCGCAAAAGGGUGCAACGGGAGGUGGAAAAUUGAGCAACAGCGGUGUAACCUCCAAGUUAAGUACGAGCAAGUCAAACCUCGGAAAAGCAUCGUCGGCUAAGACGACAUCGAGCUCGUCGAACUUAGUGCCGGCGCUCAAACCGAUAAACAAGCUAACGGCUAAGGACAGCAAAAAGAUCGCUUCGGUCGUGGACACGAACGGCGUUGGGGGCAAAACGGUAGGGAACAAGGCGAACACCAACACGGCGAACAAAGCCAACAACAACCCUGUUAAAUCGUCCAAGGGCAAGAAGGGAUUUUUCGGAAGCGUUGUCGCCGGGAUUCCGUACCUAAUGAAGGUCUAAUUAGCGACGACGAUCGAUCAACGGAUCGUCGGGUCGUGCGACAACCUACGACCGAAGAGGGGUCGCGAGAACUCACGACGUAACACACAAACCCUCCGAACACACGACACUCAUGAAAAUCUUCUUUUCUAUCUGUGUCGACUCGAGGAAGCGUUACUUAUUAGGUCUACGAAAAAUAAGAAAGUAAAAAAUGCGUCGUCAUCACCAUCGUUGAACAAACAGCAAAGGGGAAAAAACUUUUUAAAAAUUUUAUACUUUUUUCUUCUGUCAUCGUCGUAGCCAUCGUUCUCAAAAAAAGCUCCGCGUCCUUUGAUCUCGGACGCCCAAACUACUAAUUUUAAUGACGUUAUCACAUCUUCGAACACAAGGGAAACGCGUUCACGAUUCAUUGAAGAAGCUUUAGUCAUUUAUUUUUAUCCUUUAUUUAUUUAUUCAAAUAUUUAUUUAUUUAUUUAAAUAUUUAUUUAUUUAUUCAUGUUUACGAAAUGGUGUGUUUAAAGAUACCGAGAUUUUUUAAACGCACAUGUGUAUAAAGAGAUAUAUUUAUUAUGUAUUUAUGAUCUUCUUCUCAUCCGCGCGUCUCCCUGACGAAAAAAAAAAAAAAAAAAAAAAAAAAAACACUUGCAUGCCGAUUUACAACUUACUAUUGCAUUUUUUUAUGCCUGUCUUAAAGCAAAAAGCAUAAUUAUUCAUUUGCAAUUAUAACGCCGCAUAUAAAACUUACUGUUGCAUUUGUCACGCCUAUAAUUUAAAAAAAAUCACGAAUAAACGUUGAACUGCAACAUCAUCGAUCCAAAUGUCGUAGUUUAUACGCGUUAUAUUUUAGCAACUUUUAGCAACAACAGUCGUGUUAACUGCGGGGAACUUGGUCAGGAAAAUAAAUUCAUCUAUUUUCGAGUUUCGCGACGGAAAAAUGGUCGGCUAUUUUAUCGCGACUAGUUUUCACAUUGUUUAAAGCAGGAGUUCAAACACAUUAGAAACAUGAUUGAAUUGAAAGAGUAAAAACCAAAGUUUAUUGGAGACUUUGCAGAAAAAAAGAAAGGGAAAGAGCUACUCUCUACUUUUUUCGAAAGAAAAAAAAACGUUGUUGAAAUAAUGAAAAAAUCAACGGAAAUGUGACUCGUUGAUGAGUAUUGUUUGAAUAUAUUUUUUGUUGAAAUGAGCGAAUGAUCGAACGGUCAAUCGAUCGAUCGAGUGCAGAUGAUUGAUUGAUUGAUCGGUGAUCCAUUGGAUAAAAUCGUCUGGUACGUAACACGAGAAAACCUUUGAUUCAUUGUGCCACGUUUGUCCCUGCGAAUGCGGCAAAAAAUGUACGAUUCAUUUGUUUCUCAAUUAAGGUGUCUCGCAAAACCGCAUUUCCGUUUUAGCAUUUUUUUUCUCGUCCGCGUGUUUCGUGCCAGGCUGCAAUCGUCCGAUUCCUCUCUAUUAUACCCUCUGUCUUCAGCGCGUUUAGCUCUUACACGAAAGAAAAUGCGAUCUUAGAAUUAAGGGUGGAUACUAAUGCCGGUUGCUUUAGGCAUGUUUAUCAUCGUCAUUACUAACUCGUUGUUUCUUCUGUCACUCAUUUUCGCUAUCAAGUCUGUGAGGAAUGAUUUUCUCGUUCUCUCAUUCUCACCCCCUUCAAUCUCUCUCUCUCUCUCUCUCUCUCUCUCUCUCUCUCUCUCUCUCUCCCUGCUGUCAAUUAAAAUCUGUUUCCGUCUCUAAACUUCAUCAUGAUGAAAAUAAUACUUUUGUUCUUCUCGCCUCGUUCAUUCUCACUAAGGAGCGUACAUAUUAUUUCAGAAAAGCCUCUAAUGCCAGCGCCAUAAGACGUGCCCCCCAGGCAUAUAAUGAAAACGAAAAAAAGCAAACGCGAAGUAAAGAAAAACCUGAAUGUUUAGCUCUCCUAAUCCCAGUUUAGGGACGAUUAGACGAACUACGUUUAUUCUCAUCUCGUAAUCGUAUAACUCAUUCAUUUCGGGCACGAUCGCACGCUUCAUUAAAAUAAGGCGAAAAGAUGUAAGACUCUCACUCCGAUAUUUAUUUGCGAGUGUUCAACGAAUCUUCUCGUCCGUUGUACAACUCAUUUUCAUUGCAAAUGCAAAUGUAUUCAUGCACUCGAUAUAUUAUUCAUGUACAGUGAUGUAGAGCAAUCUCAUGUACGGAUAAGAAAACAAAAACGCCAACAUUACGAUGAAAUAAAUAUAUGUUUCCUACUA